Culex pipiens pallens (northern house mosquito) is the source of this 3886-nucleotide messenger RNA. Its product is annotated as dendritic arbor reduction protein 1-like. Lineage: Eukaryota; Metazoa; Arthropoda; Insecta; Diptera; Culicidae. The record is from RefSeq and is a predicted model, not a curated record. The coding region runs from base 889 to 2598 and encodes 569 amino acids. Gene Ontology annotation, biological process: regulation of transcription by RNA polymerase II. Gene Ontology annotation, molecular function: RNA polymerase II cis-regulatory region sequence-specific DNA binding; DNA-binding transcription factor activity, RNA polymerase II-specific. The transcript is spliced from 6 exons.
CCGGUGUUCAGUGUCGGUUCGACUGGCGGUGAGUUCGUACACACAGCGCACAGACACGUGUCCGUAGUUGCGGUGAGUUCAGGAAGAGGAGUUCGUGUUUUUCAUUUUUGUGCUGGCGUUUAAAUCUGUCGCGUGCACGUUUUGGAGAGAAAGAGAGAGAAGGUCUACGCCCACGUGCGUGCGGAUCAGCGUGGAUCAGCGGAUGCUGUACCUGUACAUCACACAGCUCACGGAAGCUGAAAGAAGCUGGUGACCUGCAGACGUUUGUCGGCAACUACGUAACCGGAGGCUACGGAAGAACGGUGGAACGCUAUAGGUGUGAAACUGAAGAAACAAAAAGUUAAUCGAUUUUGAUGUGGCCAAUUUACCGCCGUCAUUAGGGAAGAGGGUAACUUCCCUGGCAGUAGUAGCGACAGAGUGAAGAUCCGGAGAAGAAGAGUGCUGAACACAGGCGGAACAACCUUUCUUUUCGGCGCUCAAGUGGUUCAAAGUGGUUCAAAUUGAGCAUAAAACAUGAAAACAAGCCGGUGAUUGAUAGCAUUAGGGCUGCUGCUCAAUAGUUUACACCUCCUGGGAAGAAACCAUCGGAGAAGAGAGUUUUGUGAGGAGGUCCAAAUUAAGGGUGAUGAUUUUACGUGCUGGAUGAUAAAUGGAUAGCUGAAGCAAACGGGUGGUCCAGAUCUUCAACGCAUCGAAGACUGCUUGGGAAGAUCGAAGAAGAAAGUGAGAGUUGUGAAUUAACAUCAACAAUUGUGAGUGUGUUUCUGAAGGGAUUGCUCGACUGGACGAGGUGAAGAAGGAGUGAUCUGUUUGCAGUUAUUGCAUAGUGUAGCAAAUCGUGAAGAGAAGCUGCGCAUUUGUCGUCCACGCCGUUUGGGUUGGACGUUUAUGGAUACAAUAGGCGAUCAGAUUGUACCGUCGCCAAGCUUUUGGGUAAUGCAGUCACCAGAAUUAGAAUUUCGGCAUGAGCUGAUGGGGCGCAUAAAUAAAUUGGAAAGCGAUGUCGAGCUGGACGUGGUUCCGAUUAAUCAACAUCAUCCAUCAUCCGGCUCCCCGCCGCUGUCCCACCACGCCGUGGCCACCGGGCUGGCGAGCGUGUACGGAGGUCAGGGCCACUAUGACCACUACGGCAAGGAGUUCUUUUUCGGCAGCAAACACCGCGAUGCACUUUGCGGCGUGUCAGCGGCGGACGGGGACGACUCGUUUCUGCGGCCUCCCCUCUGGGAGGACAUUACCAGCUCGAUCCAGAACAUUGACCCGGAGAACGCCAUCAUGCUCGGGUCUGCGACAACGACGACGACUGCAAUUACUCCGCAGGUCAAAACCGAAGCCGUGGACGACACCUUCCUGGAACCGCUGUCGUCGCCGUUGCUCAGCCCGCUGGAGAUCAAGACCGAGAAGAGUCACGCGGGGUUGAGCCACAACCACCACAACAACAACAACAGCAUACACCAAAAUCAGUUACUUAGCGAUAAUAGUUGUAGCAACACCUUCCUAACCAAUAGCGAAUCUUCCGCCUACCUGCACCAUCCGGUUUCACACCCGGGCUCGAUGGCCACUAGUCACGGUCACGGCCAGCAGCCACAGCAGCACAAUCUCAACGGCUACAUGGGCUGCACCAACGGGCUGGUCUCAACGCAACAGCACCAAUCCCAUCAACCUCAUCAACACCAGCAGCAGUCCCACCAGCAUCACCACCAUCAACAGCUGCAGGUGAACCACAACAACAACAACUAUUACCAUUGGCCACCGUCGAACCAUCAACCGCCCGGCGGUGGUCAGAUGUACCACCCAAAGUACCACCCGCCGACCCAGGGCGGAGCGUCCACCAUUUGUACACCCAUCUCGAGGCUCAUGUACGUCCCGCCGCUGACCCCGCCGAACUCCGACCCGGGCAGUCCCGGGACGACGCUGCAGAACCCACCCCGCCGAACUCCACCCCCACCAUAUCACAACCAGCAGCAGCAGCAACUCCACCUGAUGACCUCGAGCCAGGGUCAUUCCCACGGGAGUACCGUCGUCGUUCCUAACGGAUCUCAACCGCAGGUGGGGCAAACUCACCUGCACGCGAUACCAGCUCCACCUCCACCAGCGGUUGUUCCGGUGACCACCACUAGUGGUCCUGCUAGCGGAGGUGGUCGAUCCGGUGGAAGUGGCAGCAGCAGUAGCAGUAGUGGUAGCGGAAGCAGUAGCGGGAGUGGUUCCGGAACGGGUCGGAAGCGGGCCUCGCAGCACAGUAUCAACAGUGUGCUGAGCAGUGUCGGGGUUGUGAAGCACAUUGUGGGGCGGUACAACCGGAGGAACAACCCGGAGUUGGAGAAGCGGAGGAUACAUCACUGUGAUUUUAUGGGUUGCACAAAAGUCUACACCAAAAGCUCCCACCUGAAAGCCCAUCAACGAAUUCACACAGGUGAAAAGCCGUACACCUGCCAGUGGCCCGAGUGCGAGUGGCGUUUCGCGCGGUCCGACGAGCUGACGAGGCACUACCGCAAGCACACCGGUGCGAAACCCUUCAAGUGCAUCGUCUGCGAGCGCAGCUUCGCCCGGAGUGACCACCUGGCGCUGCACAUGAAGCGACAUCUACCAAAAAAUAAGUGAAGAACGCCCCCGCGGUCGUUGGGCGGAAACGCAGCAAAUCUAGAGCAAUUCAACUAUCUCUGCUAGAGUUAAGCCUUUUGAAGGACGUUUUACGCAUGUAUUUCUAAGGUUCGGUGUUCCAGUUCCAGAAUGUGUGUGCGCGCACCCCUCUUAAAACACGACUUCCGAAGAUUUUUGGUUCCCACACGAACGAAAUCGAAACCCAAACACAAAGCUUAGACGCUAUUGCCACACAAGCCGUACUGCCGGAGAUCUCUCCAGAGCAAAUAUUGACACUGACAAAGAAAUCAAACGAAGGCUUCUACACCUAUUUGAAAAAAAAACUACUGAUCAAAUCUACCCCUCGAAAAACCUAUUGAUGAAGGGGUUGAUGGACCUAUUUUGUACCUAAGAUAGCGUGACUUCUUCUAACUUACAAAUUUCGUCAUUUUUCCAUACACAUCAGACGAUAAAAACACUUUGUUUUGGUGCUGCCAUCUAAUUAUUGAAACAAGCACUAACGAGCAUUGCAUGCAAGAUUGCUUACAAGUCAAAGGAUGGUGAAUAAACUACGCACUACAUUUUUCAGGUCAUCGAUAGGCGCAUCAACCCUAUACAUCAAACAUUUCACUGCCGGUUGCGUGCGACCAAAUCUAUCACUUUGCUUGUUUGUUUCUCACCGCCUUUACGCUCAAUUCGAAGUGGACUCACAAAAAAAAUCAAUAAAAAUUUCACUGAAUUGAAGCAGCUACUAAAAUUUCUAUCACCCCAGUACAAACCCCACAAACUAAUAUGAAAAAUUCGAACAGUAAAUCGAUCUCAAUGGAAAUUAAAGCCUACAUCAAACUCCUCGAAAAACAAUCCUCAAAAACUAUUUUCCCCAUCAAAACCUACGCUCUCUUUCCCUCUAUAUAAAUAAACAACCUAGUUUACACCGAAUAUUGAGUGUAGCAAAAUUUGCUAAAUGUUACCACAUAAACUACGCACAAUCACACAAAAUCACACAAACUAAAUAAAAGUCGAACUUGGACGCAACUUGUAAAUGUUACUUUUAAGGCAGCAGCGCAUCUUAUUUAAGUACAACCCUUUUUCCACAGCUGAAUGUCGUGUUCUUUAGUUGCCAUUAUCAUGUAAGAUUUGAAACAAAAAAAAACUGUAUUUGCACAAAAAAGUAUUUCUAAAUGUACAGUUUUCCUUUAUCGAAGUAAAAAUAUUUUCCGUACUCCUAGGUUAAGUGAGCUUUUAUUUGUGUUACUUAGGGACCAUCCAUAAACCACGUGGACACUUUUAGGCGGGGGGGGGGGCGGUA